Orussus abietinus is the source of this 1039-nucleotide messenger RNA. Its product is annotated as ARL14 effector protein. The record is from RefSeq and is a predicted model, not a curated record. Bases 250 to 657 code for a protein of 135 amino acids. The transcript is spliced from 4 exons. NCBI's taxonomy places the organism in Eukaryota, Metazoa, Arthropoda, Insecta, Hymenoptera, Orussidae. Gene Ontology annotation, cellular component: intracellular membrane-bounded organelle.
ACUCAUCUCUGGUUGUUGACAUCAGGUGACAUGGUAUAGGUUACUUUGCGAGGCUACACUUUCUUCAUUCGAAGAUGUAUUAAUAAGAAUUUGGGAAUGACUUCACGUAAUUCAGAAUCAAUUCGCAUGACCUUCUUGGUACGUAAUAGGUGGACAGAUAAUAAUUUAAUUUUCGAGAAGCUCCUAUCCGGACAAUGUGAAGCUAUUCUUAUUGAAUGAAAAUGAUGUCCCUCGAUAUAGAUUUAAAACAUGGAAACGUCCAAGGACUCGUCACAAAGAACCGGAGAACAACCACGAGCUGAAAGAAAAGGGACACGUGGUUCUAGACAUCGAGGAGUCGACAGUGUAACAAAGAAAUUUUUAAGGAACUUUGAUCCCGAGCGAAGCGAACGUGAGAAACGUAAAUUGAAUCGAAGGUUAUACCUAGGAGGAAAAAGACACCACGCAUACGACGAAAAAGGAAUUUUUACACAAACAGGAGAGAAUCUUUGCGAUUGCUUACAAAAGGAUUGUCCCGGAUGUCACUUUACUUGUCCAAAGUGUUCGUCUACUAAAUGUGGUCAUGAGUGCCGGAACAAUCGAAAGUGGGCUUACGAAUCUAUCGAAAACGAAGGCAGUGACAUUGUUACAAGGAACCCAGCUUUAAAGGAAGCAUAAUUCUGAAUUGCUGAACUGUUUCUUCUAAAUCGAUUAUUAAUUGAUUAAAGGAUUAAUAUAUCGAUUGACAUAGAUAUCCAUUUUCUUGUUAUCAUUAAUUGAUUCUAUCUCCUGAGUCUAAAAGAUAAUAUCAAUGAACCUAAAUGCAUUCAAAGUUUAUAAUUCAUACAUUAAAGUAAUUUUCGUUUUAACGCUUUGUAGACGGAGUAAUUUGAAACUGAAUAUUCCAUAGAGCCAAGUCAUUACAGCGAUAAUCGUUUGAAAUUCUCAGCUUGUUUCUCACUGCGAAUUAUAUCGCCUACAGCGUUCCAGAGUAUCACACAUGAGUACCUUCUAUUCUUAAAACACGUGCAGGAACGAAAUAAAACAAUAUUUAAAUACA